AUGGAUGGAGCUUUAAAAGAGGAAGACUGGUGUUACAAAUAUCGCUCCGCUUUCACUUACGCUCCGUAUAAUGAUCUCGAUAAAAUGGGAUACGAAGCUCCGAAACGUUAUGCAAGUCAGGUUGGUUCCCGAUACAGCCGAUAUUCGUACUCUUUUAGUGGGACAGAAUUUAUGGAAGAAGCACCAUUAACUGUACAUACCACUGCCGUGGAAAGUAUUUUUGUUGUAUUAGCAUUUCUGCUAUUCCUAAUGACGCUUCCGUUCUCCCUUAUUUUUUCUCUGAAGUUUGUGGGUGAUUUUGAACGCCUUGUUGUACUUCGGCUUGGUCGAGCACAAAAAACACGUGGACCAGGUGCAACUGUAGUGCUACCAUGUAUAGAUACGUACACAAAAGUGGACCUUCGUGUGAAUGCAUUCAAUAUACCGCCUAUGCAAAUAAUAACUUUUGACCGGGGACUAGUGGAGCUUGGAGCUACUGUUUUUUCACAAGUAAAAGUAAAAGACGCAUUGGCAGCAGUUUGUGCAGUACAAGAACGAAAUCGAUCGACCCGUGUUUUGUCUAUUGCAACGCUACAUCGUUUAGUUUGCAAGCAACGAGUUAGUGAUGUAACAUCAGUUGUGGGUCGUAGACAAUUAUGCGAAAACCUGCAGGUUGAACUUGACGUGCUCACAACUGCGUGGGGUGUUGAAAUCACCAAAGUAGAAUUGUCAGAAGUGAAAGUGAUUAAAGAAGGCGAGAACAUGGCUCUAGCUACUUUCAAUAAGGUGUUAAAGUCAGAACUAGGUUCUCGAAUUAUUGAAACGAUAAAAGGCGCAGCACAAGAAUUUGUCGUACAACAACAGCAAAAACGACAGUCAGUUCAUCAACAGCAGAUCGGAAACCAUACAGAAAGGGAUAGAGCUGAUUUGUCUGGAGAAUUACGCAAAAAGAACGAAUUAAGAUGCACUUUGAAUAAUUCCUUGAAAUUUCUGGAUAUCGACCAUUUGCUGUGUUCUCUGACAAUGGUUAUCGAUAACCAGUUGGUGGCCUCUGUGGGAUAUAUCUUCCAAGUGAACUGUACUGAAUUUGGUAACUUUUAUGUGGAUUUAAAAAACGGCUCUGGGAACUGUUGCAAAGGUAUCAGUCCGACAGCUGAUGUUACUUUGUGUUUGAAUCGUGAACUACUAUUUAAAAUUUUAAAGAAAGAAGUAACUCCGAUGCAGGCUUAUUUGGAUGGUUCCUUACGAAUACUGGGUUCAGUAAAAGCAGCCGUUAGGCUAACCUUGCUAUCGGAUCGUUUUAGCUGUUUGUUGUAA
This is a messenger RNA of Loa loa (African eye worm), 1296 nucleotides long. RefSeq names its product SCP-2 sterol transfer family protein. Bases 1 to 1296 code for a protein of 431 amino acids. Gene Ontology annotation, cellular component: plasma membrane. The record is from RefSeq and is a predicted model, not a curated record. Lineage: Eukaryota; Metazoa; Nematoda; Chromadorea; Rhabditida; Onchocercidae. The transcript has 6 exons.